Molecule: messenger RNA, 2058 nt
Organism: Striga asiatica
Lineage: Eukaryota; Viridiplantae; Streptophyta; Magnoliopsida; Lamiales; Orobanchaceae
Source: the annotation of a GenBank genome assembly
AACAAAUACAAUGGCUUUACACAUGUCCAACUCACAGCCUGUAAAAUGUAAAUCCAAUUCCCUUUGCUUAAUCUCCUCCAUACGUCUCCUUAGCAGCUCCGAUUCAGCAGCCCCGCUUGUUCAUUUCACCUCUCUAAUCUACCCAAUUGUGUUAUGGCUUCUCACGCGCGCGCGCGCACGCACAUUCAUCGUCAGCGCCGCCCCUUGUGAUGGUUCGAUGAUCAGUCGAGGACGAUCGAGUGGUGCGGCGGAGCUUUUCCCGUAAUAAUUGAUUGAUGGCGGCUAAUAAAAAGGCACUCGAGGGCUUAUCGAAAGGGCUGAUGGAGGAAGUCCGACGAUGGGGUUCCAUGAAGCAAACCGGCGUUAGCCUCCGGUACAUGAUGGAGUUCGGGUCCCAACCUACGCCCCGGAAUCUCCUCAUUUCUGCUCAGAUUCUCCAUAAGGAGCUCCUUAUUCGAAUCGCCCAUCGGGCUAUUGAGCUCGACUCCCUUCCCCAUGGCUUGUCUCAUAAACCCGCUGUUGUGAAGGUAAGAGAUUGGUAUUUGGAUUCUUUCCAAGAUCUCAGGUCCUUCCGAGAUAUUAAGGAUAACAAUGAUGAGGUGGACUUUACGCAAAUGAUUAAGAUGAUUAAAGUUAGGCACAACAAUGUGGUCCCUAUGAUGGCUUUGGGAGUGCAGCAGUUUAAGAAAGAUCUGAAUCCUAAAAUCAAUUACAUGGAUCUGGAUGAAAUUCAUCAGUUUUUGGAUCGGUUUUAUAUGUCUAGAAUUGGGAUUCGCAUGCUCAUCGGACAGCAUGUGGCAUUGCACGACCCAAAUCCUCUUCCCGAUUGUGUUGGAUGCAUACAUACAAAAAUGUCCCCUGUAGACGUUGCGAGAAGUGCUAGCGAGGAUGCACGUUUUAUUUGUCUCAGAGAGUAUGGUAGUGCACCAGAAGUUCAUAUCUAUGGAGACCCUAAUUUUACAUUUCCUUAUGUUCCAACACACUUGCAUUUGAUGGUGUUUGAGUUGGUUAAGAAUUCACUGCGUGCUGUUCAAGAACGAUUUGUGGACUCGGACAACGUUUCACCUCCUGUUCGAAUAAUAGUUGCUGAUGGCUUGGAGGACGUAACAAUUAAGGCAAGGCUUCAAAAUUUGAACUGUGACUUGUGUGACAAAAAAUAUGAAAAGUGUCAUAUUUCUGAUGAAGGGGGCGGCAUACCGAGAAGUGAUAUUCCGAAAAUAUUUACAUAUCUCUACAGUACUGCAAAAAACCCUCUCGAUGAGCAGUCAAGUACUGACCUUGAAACACCAACAACCAUGGUACCAACAACCAUGGCUGGAUAUGGUUGUGGUCUUCCCAUAAGCCGUUUGUAUGCUAAGUAUUUUGGAGGGGAUCUGCAAAUUAUCUCCAUGGAAUGUUAUGAUUAGGAACAGAUGCUUACCUUCACUUGUCUCGACUGGGUGAUUCGCAAGAACCUCUCCCUUGAGUGCUGAUGAGGCUUGAAAAAACCCAUUUGUUCCUGCUUCUGUAAAUUCUUUGUGGUAGACAAGUAUUUGAAUGGAACAUGUUGGCACACUGUCAUUUUAUGAGGCACCUAUUUUUGGCUUGUUUUGGAAUGUUUCAUGUAUAACAAGAGUCACACAGGUGAAGGAAAGGUAGGCUCUUUGGAUAGCUCAUUCGUAGAAUUGUUGUGAAUAAUGAUGUUUGUUAUUGGCAUAUUAAUGGCCAAAGAGUUGGCCAUAAAGCACUUGGAAGAACACAACUUCACUUCACACAAAAGAAUUGCAUUAUCAUCUGGUGGCAGUACAGUAGUAAUUUAAAUUAUGACAAAGGAACAAAGUUGAGCAGUAGGAAUUGGACUUUCAUGCUAAUCGACCUAUGCGGAUACGUCGACAGAUCAGUCAACAAGACAUAGGAAAUUUUGUACAAUCCCAGAAGGGUUCAUAUGUACGCGCAUUAAUGAUAGAUUUUGAUUGCAAGCUUUGCCCUUUAAAUGUCAUUGUAGACGAAUGGCAUUGAGAGGGUCUCAUCACUAUCAAUCUUCUGAAGCACUUUGCAAUGUAGUAAAACUUGAAGCAG